AUGACACGAGCACAAGAGUCCAACAGGAGUUCGAAAGAAGCAACAGAUAACUCGGGUUUUAUUGACAGAAUUGAGCAUGUCGCCGCCUUGUUCUUGGCCCCCCUUCCCAACGUUGCGAUACAAACGGGGAACCCAACCGGCCGCCCAACAACUGGAAACUGGAACACGGCCCGCCCCCCGGAUUCUAGGCAGAACCCCACAGCGAACCCCAACCCGAGGAUCCUGUCAUGCCUGCCAAGUGAUGCGCCCGAGAUACCAAAUCAAAAGAGGAAACGCGGUCGUCCACCCAACGCGUCCAAGACAGAAGACGCGUCGGGGCGCGCAGAGGAGACAACAACAAGAAGACCGAAGCCAGCAGAGAAGACGCAAACUGAAGAGGCAGAAGGCACAUCCAAUCUGGGGGCAAAGAAACGAGGACGGCCUAAGAAGACGCUCGAUACUGAAUCCCUAGAGGAAGAAUCCACACCUGCUGCUGUCGAGAAGCAGUCCAAACGAGGCCCCAAGGCUAGAGAGGAACCUGUCGCGGAGGAACCGCCUAACCCUAGGAAGAGAGGGCGACCACCCAAGGACCGUACGGAAGAUGUCAGUACCGACGCGCCUACAGAGGAAACGAGACCACGGAAACGGAGGAGGCCCUCUCCUGCUGCCGAGGAGCCAGUAGAAGACGAGGAUCAACCGGAUUUGGAACCAACCAAGAAACCAAGAGGGAGGCCGAGCAAGGACACCGGCAAGGUGACAGCGAAGGGCUUGCGUGGCGGAAAAGAAGCAGCGACGGCUGAGGAGGAACCAGCACAGAAGGAGGACGUCCGCCGAAGUAAAAGGUCAACCAAUCCAAGUCAGCAUUCCUCGAAAACAACUCAACGUGGGAAGGAGAAUAGGCGAGAUCCAUCAGCACACCAGGACAGCAGUCGCUCAUCACUAGCCGAAGUAUCCGUCUCUCAAGCUCAGAACCGGACGUCUCCUCCGCAGAACGAGCAGACCACCAAGAGCAGGAAAGGGAAGAAGGUAGCCGAAGCCGAGGGCGCAGAUGUCGAGGAGGAGGCGCCAAAACGGCAGCGUAGAAGGGGUCAGGCUGUUCCAGAAGCAGAAGAUUCCCAACGUCCUGAAGCGGCACAGAAAAAGAAGCGCGGACCAGCACAUCGUCCCCCCAAUGCCACCAUAAGGGAGAAGGCCGUACCUGCGGCCGCUGCUAAGAAACAGCGGGCAGAGAAACGGUCAGCCAAGGACUCGGAUACGACCACCACGGGACCAGCUGAAAAGCCGCGACGACGGAAGAACGCCGAACCAGACGAGAAUGAAGAGCCUCCCGCUCAACAACAACUCAAAGAACCAAAGGAGAAAGCACCUCCUGUCCCCAAAUACCGCCACCUCACUUCCCGCACUCGCCAGAUCCCCCGGUCCACCAUGGCCUCCAAAUGGUCACCGCUCGACCCCCCUUCCAUCGCCGCGGUAGACAGCAUCAUCGCCGACGCCUACCGCCCCAUCCUCUUCCGUCUCCGCGAAACCCGCAGCGACUCGAGCCGGCACGCGCACGCUCAGGACAUCCUAACCACCUUCGCUUCGCGCCUACACAAGAAGCUGGAAAAGGGCAUGCCAUUCCCGCCACCCUCCAUCCCUUCUGUCUCCAAGCAGCCGAGGGACGUCAGCGGCGAACCAGCAGGCGCAAGUCACGAAGCGGAGUUCGACUUUGAGAAGACUGUCAAUGCAAUCCAAGCGCUCGAGAGGACGCUCGAUCCACUGCUACACUCCGUCGCCCUCCUUAAGCGGGAGAAGGAGAAGGAAGAGCAGGAGUUGGAGCGGGCGUACAGGCGGUUGAGAACGCUGGAAACGAAUGCGCGGACGCAAUCGAGGGGAUGGAGGGAACGCGGGAAGCGGGACCACGUGUUGGCGCCGGGGAUACGGUCUACUGGACCUGGUGCUGCGAGGGAGUGGGAUGAAGAAGGGGAGAUUGAGUUGGUCAAGAAGCCCACGGAGGAGAAAACAAGUGGGAGUGUGUUCAAGGAGAUUGAAGGAGAUGAAGAGCUUGUCAAGGUGGCCCAGCAGUUGGGAAGCCAUAUGGAGAGCAUGAGAGGGAACUUGGAGCAGAUUGAAGGGGUGGUGCCUGCUAUGGAGAAGACGAAGGGCGCGCUGCAGGGUGUUUUGCAGAAGUACCUCGAUGAGAAACAGUAUGAGCAGGUUGUGUUUGGGUAA
Neurospora tetraspora is the source of this 2190-nucleotide messenger RNA. RefSeq names its product CENP-Q, a CENPA-CAD centromere complex subunit-domain-containing protein. The record is from RefSeq and is a predicted model, not a curated record. Gene Ontology annotation, molecular function: DNA binding. The transcript is spliced from 3 exons. Bases 1 to 2190 code for a protein of 729 amino acids. NCBI's taxonomy places the organism in Eukaryota, Fungi, Ascomycota, Sordariomycetes, Sordariales, Sordariaceae.